AAAGUAACCUUGCUCAUUGCUUGUUGAUCCAUGAUUAAAUCAAGUGCGUUUUACUCUCAGAUUUGCGCAACCACAAAAUAAAAAAUGAAGUUUUGUUUGUUAGUGUUGAUGCAAAUUUUAAUCGUGGUCAAAGUGUACGGGGACUGCGAAAGACCUGCAGAUGUUUUAAAGUUUGAAGAGGAAUGUUUCGCUGAUCAUGCGGGAUUUAUUGAGAAAGUGUCACAAAAGGCAACAACUCUUUUCGAGUCGGCUAAAAAGCGUUUGGGAAUAACUUCUGAAACCGAACCAGAUCAAAAACCAAAGAAGUGUGAAUAUUACCAAUGCCUUCUUAAGAAAAUGCACGUUACCAACCAACAUAAUUUACCAGAGUUAAGCUCAUUGAAUGAUAGAUAUGGCCAGCAAUUAGCCAGUGAUACCAGUGAAGCGAAAGAGUGUUUUGCAAUGGCCGAAAAUAUCGAACAAUUAAUGGAAUCUCAAGAAAGCACUGUUGAUGUUAUUGAGCAUGACCCAGGCCGAACAAUCAAACAAGCGCGAGACACGAUGAACGAGAUCUUGUGCGAAAUAAGUUCGCAUGUUGUGCGAUGCCUGAGCAAGAUCACGCACAAGGACAGCAAGUGUCCUCUGUUCGUGUUUCCAUAGUAGGUAAACAUAUAUAUGCAAGGACUUUACGGAUCUUAAUUAAUUAAAAUAAUUUAAUGUUAUAUCUCAAUAAGAGAAUGUGUUUUAUUACCAUUAAGAGUUAAUAAAAAAGUUGAAAGUUU
Dalotia coriaria is the source of this 761-nucleotide messenger RNA. RefSeq lists its product as uncharacterized. Lineage: Eukaryota; Metazoa; Arthropoda; Insecta; Coleoptera; Staphylinidae. The record is from RefSeq and is a predicted model, not a curated record. The coding region runs from base 85 to 639 and encodes 184 amino acids. The transcript is spliced from 5 exons.